Messenger RNA from Phaeoacremonium minimum UCRPA7, 837 nucleotides. RefSeq lists its product as hypothetical. The record is from RefSeq and is a predicted model, not a curated record. The transcript has 2 exons. Lineage: Eukaryota; Fungi; Ascomycota; Sordariomycetes; Togniniales; Togniniaceae. The coding region runs from base 1 to 837 and encodes 278 amino acids.
AUGCAUUGGAUUUCUAUGCUUCUCGCGGCGGCAGCCGUUGAGUAUGGCGUGAACGCUGCUGCAACGCUUCGUUUCUCUUGUUCCCAGCUUGUUGUUGAACGUCUUGAUCCUGCGAGGAACGGUACUUUUAAGCGUGUGAAUACAUUCGGAAACGAACUUGGCUUCACUGGGGCGAAUGGUGGUCAGACUGUCUACUAUCUCUCUAGUGGAAAGGUGACUGCGUUUAAACCUGGCUUCCGUAUGACUGUCGGCGAUCCAAACUUUCGCACCGCAGCUCAGCUGAAUGCCAAGUACAAGUAUAUGGACUUCACUUGCUUGCAAUCAUCCAUGACAAGAGGUGGCGCGACUACGAGCUUCCCGACAAAGGCCUGCCCGGCCGGAAUCAUGGUCAGCAUUCGAUUCCCGACCUGCUGGGAUGGCAAGAAUCUGGACAGCCCUAAUCACCAAGACCACGUCGCUUACCCUAACGGGAACUCUUGUCCCUCUACACACCCUGUCACAGUUCCACAAGUAUUCUACGAGACAUACUGGGAUACCAGGCCGUUCAACAACCAGAAUGACUGGCCGACAGACGGGUCUCAACCAUUUGUAUGGUCUUUCGGUGACAAGACAGGUUAUGGGAUUCACGGUGAUUACGUCUUCGGCUGGAAGGGCGACGCUCUGCAGCGAGCCAUGGACAACAACUGCAACAGCGAUCUCUUUUCCAACAGUAUCAAUUGCGCUACGCUAAAGACACAAUCGCUUGCAGAAGCAAACAAGUGUACGAAGAAGGUUUCCGUUACGGAGCCGCUUGACGGAUGGCUCACCGAACUACCAGGCGGCAUGCUGGUCACCUAG